Messenger RNA from Ruditapes philippinarum (Manila clam), 1626 nucleotides. Lineage: Eukaryota; Metazoa; Mollusca; Bivalvia; Venerida; Veneridae. The record is from the annotation of a RefSeq genome assembly.
AUAUUAGUUAGAGGUGUUUUAAAGGGAAGAGUUUUAGUAUUGGAGUGAGAAAUAAGGGAAAAGUUUUUUAUGGAAAUAGGGUUUUGCAUGGUUUUAGACUGAGUGGCUUGUAUAUUUGUYUUAAGUGUUCUUUUUAUCUCUGGAUGUGUUUCUAUUUUUAGGGGGUUUUAUUUAUCUCAUGAAAAUUUUUUAAAACGAUUUUUUUUUUUGGUUCAACUUUUUGUCCUUUCAAUAAUCUUACUAAUUCUGUUUCCUAAUUAUUUAGGUUUAAUAGUUGGGUGGGAUGGUUUGGGUGUAGUUUCUUUUCUUUUAGUGGUUUACUAUUUAAGAAGGAAUUCUCUAUCUGCAGGAAUAAUUACUGCAUUAAGAAAUCGUAUUGGAGAUGUUUGUUUUUUGUUAGUUAUUGGGUUAAUGAGAAGGAUAUUAAGGUAUAGAAUGUGAGGAGUAUUAUUGAUAAGUGGAUUUUCUAUAGGUUUCCUUAUAAUAUUAGGUAGAAUAACUAAAAGUGCUCAAGUUCCUUUUUCUGCUUGGUUACCUGAAGCUAUAGCAGCACCUACUCCAGUAUCUACAUUGGUUCAUUCAUCUACUUUAGUUACAGCUGGGGUAUAUGUUAUAAUUCGUUUUAGGGAGUAUUUAGGGGAAUUGGAAAAAUAUUUGUUAAUAGUAUUUUCUAUAGUAACUAUAUUCUUAGCCGGAAGAAGAGCUUGUGCUGAAGUGGAUAUAAAAAAAGUGGUAGCUCUAUCUACUUUAAGGCAAGUAGGAAUAAUAAUAUUUGUUAUUAGGGUUGGAGCUAAUACUAUUGCUUUUUUUCAUUUGUUGGUUCAUGCCUUUUUUAAAGCACUAAUGUUUAUAUGCGUAGGUGGUGUAAUUUUUUAUAGGGGUAGAUGUCAGGACGCUCGUCUUCUUGGGGGAGCUUGGUUUAAACUUCCAUUAACAAGAGUUUUGUUUUUAUUUAGUAAUUUAUCUUUAAUAGGAUUCCCUUUCUUUUCAGGUUUUUAUUCUAAAGAGUUGAUCGUUGGGGUUUGUYUAUCUAGAAAUUGUGGGUUUUUAAGCUUUAUCUUAUUGGUAGUUUGCUUAGCUUUAACUGCUUGCUAUUCUAUUCGAAGGAUUGGGUUGGUUUUUCAAGACAUAGGGUUAAGAAGAUUAAGGUUUUAUAGAAUAGAAAACAGUUAUUAUUUACUAUCAUUAUUACUAAUAAUAAAUGGAGCUGUUAUAAUAAGAAUUAUUAUGCAAAGACUUAUUAAAGAAUUUUUAGCGGUUAGCUUUAUUAAAGGAAGGCUUUUUUAUAGGUUACUWAUUAUAAUAGUAGUCUUCCUAUUUAAUUUAGUGUUGUUUUUUUCGGUAAGAAGAAAAACUAUAUUUUUGGGUUUUAGUAAGGACUUUUUUUCUAGGAUAUGGUUUUUAAGAUUAAUCAGGGGAAAUUUAAUUAGAGUUGGUGUCUUAACAACUAUUUCUAAAUAUAUUAACUAUGUGGAGAUAGGUUGAAUUCGUACUUAUUUAUGGCAAAGGGGUGUUAAAAAUAUGUUUAUAGGAAUAAGAAAUAAAGUUUUAAAAAUUAAUUUUAAYAUAGUAGGUUUAGUUAUAUUUUAUUCUUUUUGUUUUYUAGUAAUAGUUUUUUGGCGGUAA